AUGGAAAUACACAACAUUAAACCUGAACGUUCUGAACCUUCGACUACUCAUCUCCAUCACCUUGACUUCAUUCACAGACUCCAUAUCCCCACUCCCAUCUUCUCCUACCGCUCAUUCUAUUUACCACCCAGCUCAUCUUCGAUCCUUGUCAUUUUCCUCCAUCGCACCAUCAUGCCAGGCAGCUUAGAAGAUCGAUAUAUCAGACUUGAACUUAUCAGGGUAAAAGACCUUCCACUCCCUUCCGAGCGCAUACCCGCAGGCUUUUACGUGUCCAUUAAUGUCGAUUCGAAGAGGCGCUGGAAAUCAGCAGUCCGAGUGGUAUCAUCCGAUGAAUUCGAAGUUUUGGGCGAUAUUGUGAUUUUAUCAUUAUGCGAGGUGCCUAAAUUAUCCGCGGAGAUCAGGGUAUCCUACGAGCUCAGUCGAAUGCUGGGCAAUGGGGAAGUCGUUGCAAAAUUAGAAUCAUCCUUCUCAUUCAUACGCAUAUACUCACAUCUCGACAACUCCUUCCCGUCCGUUCAUGGUAUUCACCUGAGGGCCGCUGUUCUACAUCCUUGCGACGACCAUGGUAGCGCACUGCUUGACUCCAUCGUUGAAAGUGAGACUGCUCGAGAGACGGAUGUGGGCCAUGAACGAUUUGUCACAUACGUGACAAGCAAGACGGUCUCUCACCUGAACGAUGCCGUACAGCACUUCCAGUUGGUCCUGGACCAAUGUCCGGUCGGCCAUCCUGACCGCGCAGGGGCUCUCACCAACCUCGCGAGGGCUUGCCUCAAAGGCUACAUUGAAAAUGAUCUUCAAGACAUCGACUAUAUCGCCUCUCUCUUCCGCAAAGUCCUUGCAUUGCGUCCGCAGGGCCAUCCCGAUCAUCCAUUAUCUAUUUAUCACCUCACUGAAGCGCUGACCCGGCGCUACAGCAAGGAGAACUUCACCACCGUCUAUAUCCACGAAUCUGCGCAACUGUACUGCAUGCUAUUGCCCCUCUGUCCAGAGGGCACCUACCUUCAUAGCAUGGUGCAAGGAGUACAUGGCGUCGAUUAUGUGAUCUGCGCGUGCAACAAACUUCCAAUAGACGCAUUCAAUGAGGGCAUUCACAUUCAAGUCGUCCUCAAGCUAUGUCCCCUGGGCCAUAAAUUGCGUCCACAAACACUCAGCAAGCUUGCAUGGUUUCUCGGAUUACGCUUUGAACAAUGUGGCAGCAUUGAUGAUCUAGACGAGUGCAUACAACGUAGUCGUGAAGCUGUUUCUCUGUGUUCCGAGGGACAUUCUAAUCGCGCCUCCUACCUGAUUACCUUGGCCCACCCACUCCUGUCCCGCUUCCAUCACCGAGGCAACUCUCAUGACCUCUAUGAGGCCAUCUAUUUGUUCGAAGAAGCGCUGCGCCUAUGCCCUGUUGAGCACCGAUCUCGUGAUUUCUCAUUGAGCCAUCUAGGACUCGCCCUCUACGCCCGUUUCUGCCGAUGCGGUGAUGUCAACGACAUCACCAGAAACGUCAGCCUCCAGCGCGGGGCACUGACAUUGUGCCCACGUGGGAAUCCAAAUCGUCACUGCAUGCUUAACAACCUGGCCAUCGCGCUCAAAACCAGAUAUGGCGAAUUGAAUGUCAGCGAGGAUCUCGACGAGGCCAUUGAUCUAUUCCGCGACUCACUUCAGUUAAGGCCGCAUGGCCACCCGCUUCGUCAUACAGUUCUUCACAAUUUGAGCUUGGUGCUCUGCUCUCGUUUUACGCAAACUCAGAAGGAUGAAGAUGUCGAAGAGGUCAUUCGACUAUGCCAAGAAUCAUUGGAAGCUUUGCCUUCACUGCACCCGAAUAGAUCUUCCAGCUAUUCAUGGUUGGGGGAAGCCUAUUUCUCUCGUUACGAAGUGCAACGCAAGUCUGUUGAUUUGUUGUUCGCUGUAGAGAACUUCAGACUGGCAUCACGACAUCCUACAGAAGGCUUUCCUAACCGCAUCCGAAGGGCAAUAAAGUGGGCUUGCCAUGCAGAUCUCUAUCGACACGAUUCUGCCCUAGAGGCAUACCAAAUCUCUUUGGAGCUUUUCGAGAACCACGUGAUAACGCGAUCGUCGACCGUCUUACGGCGCGAGGCUGCAACCGCUUUUCGCGACGCCCAAUUACUGCCAGUAGCUGCAGCCUCAUGUGCCAUACAUUAUGAUGAUCUGCGACGAGCAGUUGAACUCCUGGAGCAGGGUCGUGGCCAGCAGUGGUCGCUGGCCUCUCGACUCAGGACUCUGCUGGAAGACCUGAAGUCUGCAAGUCCGGAACUAACUCACAAGCUAUCAGGGAUCAGCAAGCGCCUAUCUGACAAUCAUGGUUCCGCCAGCAACACUGACCGAGCUGCUGUUGAUCGAGCAGCUAUAGAGUACAGGAGACUUCAGGCGCAGUGGGAAGCAGUGGUAGCUGAAAUCCGAAAUCUUCAAGGUUUCUCGCGGUUCUUGCUCCCGCCUUCGUAUGAAGACUUGCAAGCAGCAGCGUGUUAUGGCCCAGUCAUCAUCCUCAUCGCGAGUCGAUACUUGUGCAGCGCCAUUAUUGUCGUGACGUCAGGAGACCUCCAUCAUGUUCCCUUGCCGCCUACUACCUUUACGGAUCUGAAGAAUCUCAAGGAUCGUUUCGCCAGGGCUAUACGACAUGCAUCUAUUAUGGGCCCAAAGGUGCCGCGGAAUGAUCUAAUAGUUCUCUUGCGGACAGUAUGGGACAACAUCAUGCUACCCAUCGUCAACGUCCUCCAGAAUGACCUUGAAAUUACAGCACCAAUCUCGAAUCUGGCUAUGUCCAACUGCCGCUUUCACGUCCAUCCCUCUCCACGCAGCUCACCCCUUUCAAAUAAAGGCAGAUCGCUCGAGAAGCUGAUCUACAUCUGUUCUUACACCCCGACACUUUCGGUUUUGAUCAGAUCUAGACAGAUGAAGAAGAAGCGUAUCCCUCCAUCUUUCGUAGUGAUCGGACAGGGUCAGCCGCGUGCAGGGAAAAGCAAGGAGCUCUUGGUUGUCGACAGCGAGAUCGAGCUUGUCCGAAAUCUCGUCCCUGAGACGAUCAACCGUACCACUAUUUCUGGUGAUGCAGCCACACGAGCAGGUGCACUGCAAGCAUUGCAAGAGAACAAUUGGAUGCACCUUGCGUGUCAUGGAAAGCAGGACCGCGAGCAGCUUUACAAUUCUCGUUUCGUCAUGAAGGACGAACCUAUCACGCUACUUGAUAUCAUGGAGAAAGAUAUUCCCCACGCCGAGUUCGCGUUUUUAUCAGCGUGUCAUACCGCCGUCGGCGAUGAGGAGACACCCGACGAAGUCAUUCACCUCGCUGCUGGACUACAAUUUUCGGGGUUCAAGAGCGUCAUUGGUACGCUGUGGGAGGUCGACGACGCUGUCGCAAAACAUGUGGUAAAAGCUUUCUACGAUAAUAUGUUCGAGGAUUUGGAGGACGGUGUUGUGAUGGACUGCACUAAGGCGGCCUGGGCACUCAAUCGUGCUACACACACCGUGAAGACGAAAGUUCCGUUGGAGCAGAGGAUGGUUUUCAUUCAUGUCGGUGUGUAG
Suillus subaureus is the source of this 3528-nucleotide messenger RNA. Its product is annotated as CHAT domain-containing protein. The transcript is spliced from 5 exons. The record is from RefSeq and is a predicted model, not a curated record. The coding region runs from base 1 to 3528 and encodes 1175 amino acids. Gene Ontology annotation, molecular function: protein binding. Lineage: Eukaryota; Fungi; Basidiomycota; Agaricomycetes; Boletales; Suillaceae.